CCAGAGUGAUGAAGAGCUUCAGCACGCACUAUGUGCAAGAGAGCAGCCCCGUGACCCACCCUGGUGUCUGGGGGGCGCAGGACCUCGAGACGGCCGAGACGCCACUCGCGAUGCUCGAGCCCGAGGCUAUGAGCAUCUCGACGCAGCGCGCGCGCAUCGGACUCCAAGCGCGCCAAGAUUUGCGGCACCAUUUUGUCAACGUCCCCGUGCCGUGCUUGCUCUUCUUCGCCUUUAUCGCGAUGGUGUUGACGCACACGCCGAUCCACCAAGUGUACUUGGCCGACCACGGCGUCUCGUCGUCGCUCAACCCCAAGGCCUCGGAUGUCGUGCAGUCCAAGACGAUUGUCAACUUUAUGAAGAUUCGGGCCAUGGACGACAUUCCCAAGUGGAUCAACAACUCGGUGCUGCCGUCCGUCUUUACAAAGACCGCUGUCAACGGAACGAUCUUGCCGCCAGAGCUCCAAGGGCGCAUUAGCUCGUACAACCAGCUCGUGGGUGCAGUCGAGUUUUCGAUUUUUAACACGCGCAUGACCAAGUGCGAAAGCGACUCGCUCCUCGCCAAGCGCUACGGGCCGUGCUUUGAUUUUUCAAUGGAGUCGGACGUCAAGGAAGGCGAUCUCGCGACGCGCAACUUGCGUCGACAGCCGUGGUACACCAUGUACAUUCCGAUCGCAAAUCCGGAUCCGUACGCGCGCUUUAAGCGCUGGGUCGACGAAGGCAGUGCUGGCGGCUACUUCCUCUCGAUGGCGACGCGCGAGUUCCACGUCAAGAUCACCACGUACAACGGCGAGCUCGACAUGUUCUCGUACCUCCACUUUGAAAUCCAUGUCGAAGAGGGCGGCGCGUAUACGCCAACGUACUCGGUGCAGAGCGUCCCGACCAACCCGUACUCGACGUCGGUGCUCAACACGAUCCUCGACAUCAUCGUCGGCAUCUUUGUCCUCGCGGUCCUCGGCCGCCGCCUCCUUACGAUCAAGCGCCAAAUUUGUCGCCAAGUUGCUUGGCGCUGCGACGCGCGCACGACGUUCAUCGAGUGGUGCUCGAUUCUCUGCGUCGGCUUGUACUAUGCGGCGUGGGUCCAGAUUUGCCAAAAGUUCUUUGCGUCGCACUUUGAGGACGAACUCGCCAAGUUGACGACGUUCUAUGACGACUUGUACAAGCUGCCGCUCGCCGAGCAGCGCAUCCAGAUGGGCAAGAGCAACCAGCCCGACGUCUCGGACUUUAUCGACACAUUCGGUCCGUCAAUCCAGUUUCUCUAUGUGAUUUCGAUCGUCGCGUGCCUCCAGCUCGUGGUCCAUGUGCUCGCGGCGUUUCAGUUUCACCCGACCAUGAACAUUUUGACCAACACGAUUGUGGCCAGUCUCAAGCGCCUCGGCGCGUUCCUCUUCAUCUUCCUCUUGGUCGUCAUGGCGCUCGCGACGUCCGGGUGCCUCCUCUUUGGCCCGCAGCUCGACGAAUUCUCGAGCUUGCACAAGUCGAUGGUGACGUGCAUCAACAUGCUCUUUGGCGGCUACAGCUACGACAUGAUCAAGGACUACAACGACCUCGCGAUCCUUUGGUACUGGGCGUCGCAGUCGAUCAUCACGCUCGUCUUGAUCAACAUCAUGCUCGCGGUCAUCAUCGCAGCGCACGAAGACGUCGUUACGACCAACGAAGGCAAGCGGUCGUUCAUCACCGAGUUCAUCGCUGUGCUCCAAGACGUGCUCUCGAUCUACGUUCUGCGGCGCCCGGACCACCUUCGUCGGCUCGAGACCAUUUUGAACCAAGACGUCAACGGCACGACGGUCUGGACUGCCAAGCAGAUCGCCCAAGCCAUCAACGUCACGGACCUCCAAGGCGAGAAGACGAUCCGGAAGCUCGAGGUGUUUGCCAAUACGGUGUCCUCCUCGGAGCGCACGGUGCUGCCGUCGAAGGCAGCGUCGAUGCUGGAUGCGGCGGCGGUCCUCGCCAAGGUCGCCAGCAUGGACGCCAAGGUCCAGGACGUCGACGCCAAGCUCGCUUUCAUCGUGGAGCUCCUCCGACAGCAGCAGCAGACCCACCUCUAAGCGAUAUCAAUUAAUUAUACCAAGAGUUUCCUAUCUGACCGACA
Molecule: messenger RNA, 2089 nt
Organism: Saprolegnia diclina VS20
Lineage: Eukaryota; Oomycota; Saprolegniomycetes; Saprolegniales; Saprolegniaceae
Exons: 4
Coding region: 9-2045 (678 amino acids)
Source: RefSeq, a predicted model, not a curated record